This is a messenger RNA of Ciona intestinalis (vase tunicate), 410 nucleotides long. NCBI's taxonomy places the organism in Eukaryota, Metazoa, Chordata, Ascidiacea, Phlebobranchia, Cionidae. The record is from RefSeq and is a predicted model, not a curated record.
GACAACAUACAUGAAACCAGACGCAUCAAGCUGCGAAAAACUGUACGAACUCGGCCACCGUAAAAAUGGACUGUACAAUAUUUAUUUAAACGGAACCACCAAGAUGGAAGUAUACUGUGACAUGGAAAACCCCGGCGGCGGGUGGACGGUGAUUCAGCGGAAUAUGGAUAACCGAACGAAUUUUGAUCGAGAGUGGUUCGAUUAUAAAACUGGGUUUGGAAACAAGAUUGGAAGUUUUUGGAUUGGGUUGGAAAAUAUACGAGCCUUGACAAAGAAUGGAGAUCAGAAGCUUCGAAUCGACAUUACAACAUGCAACAAAACUAAGAUAGUAGCCGAGUAUUCUAAUUUUACGGUUGGUCCGGAGAGCGAGAGGUACAAAUUGUAUGUAUGUGGGUAUCAACAUAAGCAAG